UUGACUGGCUGCGCAAGGGCGCCGCACAGCCGGGGCGCGAGCGCCGGCCCACAUGCUGAGCGCAACCAGACUCGAGGCUCGUUUCCGUGCAAGCGUGCAACCGAGCUCCGGCCUGCCUGUUGCUGGCGGAUUAUUGUUGCGCACCUUCACAAUCCGCACCAACCUUCUACUCUCCGUCAUCGUUGCCGGCACCACCGCUCUCGCGCAUUCAUCUCCACUCCCAUCGUCCUUUCCUUGACUCCUUGCCAAUUGCAUUGCUCGUCCAUUGACGCUCCUUGGCAGUCCACCCUUCGGCAAUGGCGCCUACAGAUAGCUCCGUCGUCGAUGAGCUCAAGAGCAUCAUAACCAAGUUGGAGUCGAGGGUGGAGGAGCUAGAGAACAAGCUGUCAGGAAAAAGCGGCUCGCCGAAACCCAUGCGGAUGAUUCUGAUGGGCCCUCCCGGUGCUGGGAAAGGAACGCAAGCACCCAGAAUCAAGGACAAGUACUGCAUAUGCCAUCUGGCCACCGGCGACAUGCUUCGUGAACAGGUCGCAAAGAAGACGCCGCUCGGAAGGGAAGCGAAAAAGAUUAUGGAUGCCGGCGGCUUGGUCAGCGAUGAGAUUAUGGUCAACAUGAUCAAGAAUCAGCUCGAGAGCAACCCAGAAUGCAGCAACGGCUUCAUCCUAGAUGGCUUCCCUCGCACAGUCACCCAAGCCGAAAAGCUAGACGAAAUGCUCAACGCCCGAAAGCAGAAAUUAAUGCACGCUAUAGAGCUGCAGAUCCCCGAUGAGCUCCUCGUUGCCCGCAUAACAGGACGGCUAAUCCACCCCGCGUCCGGUCGCUCAUACCACAAGAUUUUUAACCCUCCCAAGGAAAACAUGAAGGACGAUGUCACUGGUGAGCCGCUGAUCCAGCGCUCCGACGACAACGAGGCCACGCUCAAGAAGCGGUUAGGCACGUAUCACGCGCAGACAGCUCCUGUCGUCAGCUACUACCAGAAGACCGGCAUUUGGAGCCCAAUUGACGCGAGUCAAGAGCCGGGACAGGUAUGGACAAGCAUAUUGAAAGUGUUCAAGGAGGACGCUGGAAAUCAGAGCGGCGUUCUUGGUAAAAUGGGCCUCCGCAACUAGAGGUUAAAUUAGAGAAAGCAGAGGAGUAGACAUGUGGGAUGUAUCACGGGCUUCACGAGCAUCUUCUUAGGGACGAAGGGGAUAUAGAUGCCGUCAACGGUUCGUUCUAGCUAACGGUCUUCACCAACCGUUACGUCGCAAAAAAAAGCAAGUAAAGGGAAAGCCUCGUAAAAGUCAGGAUCAAUGAAAGCUCUGGAACAGGGAUGGACUUCAGUGGCUUUCCCUUUCUGUUCACAUCAUUUGUUUGUUUAUUUUGUCGGUCUCGAUUUUUGGUUUGUGAACUGGGCAUGGUGCAUGCGUCCAUAGGCCCGCAGGAUCUCCAUCUUGUACGAUUAAUGGUGCGUCUUUGUCCGGGGGAUGCAGGCGGUCUGGUCGUUGAGGAACGGGAGAUGUGGGUUUGUGCAGUACUUCGAAUAGAAUAAUGUUCUUUCAACA
Messenger RNA from Verruconis gallopava, 1544 nucleotides. RefSeq names its product adenylate kinase. The coding region runs from base 297 to 1109 and encodes 270 amino acids. Lineage: Eukaryota; Fungi; Ascomycota; Dothideomycetes; Venturiales; Sympoventuriaceae. The transcript is spliced from 4 exons. Gene Ontology annotation, cellular component: cytoplasm; mitochondrion. The record is from RefSeq and is a predicted model, not a curated record. Gene Ontology annotation, molecular function: AMP kinase activity; ATP binding. Gene Ontology annotation, biological process: ADP biosynthetic process.